GCAGUUUGAGCAGCCAUCUUAGGUGAGAGGACAGAGAAGGGAGUGGUGAUGCAGCUCCUCCCCUAAAGAUGAGCAGUGAUCAGCCCACGAAGAAGCAGGCUCUCCUCUCCACAAGUAACAGAGACCUGGCAACCUCCACAGAGGAAGAGGACAGUGAGGCAUUGGUGAUUACAGGAGCAAACAUCCCAGCUAAGCAAACCACUAUGAGAGACAGAAAUCCUGAAGCCAUGACCCACUGGAGUUACUUAAUAAUUGGAGCUGAAACCCCUGCUCUAGGGUAAUAUUUUGUCCAAUAAUUCAGGAACAGACAGGGAGAUUGACGGCUCUCGGUGCCACAACCAUGGCAGAACAAGAGGGGCUGCAGUUUGGCAAAGCGGACUUUGUUCUUAUGGACUCUGUCACAUUACCUGAAUUUAUGGACAACCUGAAACUCAGGUUUGAGAAAGGACGAAUCUACACCUUUAUCGGUGAGGUGGUGGUCUCUGUGAACCCCUACAAGAGCCUCUCAAUCUAUGGGAAGGAUACGAUAGAACAGUAUAAAGGAAGGGAACUGUAUGAGAGACCCCCGCAUCUGUUUUCCAUUGCAGAUGCUGCAUACAAGGCCAUGAAGAGACGUUGCAAAGACACAUGUAUAAUGAUAUCAGGGGAGAGUGGAGCUGGGAAGACUGAAGCCAGUAAAUACAUAAUGCAGUACAUAGCCGCCAUCACCAACCCCAGCCAGCGAGCGGAGGUCGAGAGGGUGAAGAAUAUGCUCCUUAAGUCAAAUUGUGUAUUGGAGGCAUUUGGCAAUGCCAAGACUAACAGAAAUGACAACUCCAGCCGGUUUGGAAAAUACAUGGAUAUUAACUUUGACUUCAAAGGAGAUCCCAUUGGAGGGCACAUCAGUAAUUAUCUAUUGGAAAAGUCUCGGGUCAUUGUUCAACAAUUAGGAGAGAGGAAUUUCCACUCCUUCUAUCAGUUAAUCUUAGGAGCACCAGAGCAAACUCUGCGUUCCCUUCACAUCCAGAAAGAUAUCUCUUCUUACACAUAUACCCGAUCACUGGCUCAGCUGAAGUCUUCCAUUAAUGACGCAGCAGAAUUCAAAGAAGUUUCGGAGGCAAUGAAGGUGAUUGGAUUUAAACAAGAGGAAAUUCAGACUGUCUACAAAAUCUUGGCUGCCAUUCUGCAUCUGGGGAACCUCAAGUUUAUUGUAGAUGGAGAUACCCCACUGAUUGAGAACGGUAAAGUUGUUUCUGUAGUGGCUGACUUGCUGAGUUCUAAGUCUGAGCUUCUGGAGAAGGCUCUCCUGUUCAGGACUGUGGCCACUGGCAGAGAUGUUAUAGACAAGCAGCACACUGAGAAAGAGGCUAGCUACGGCAGAGACGCCUUUGCCAAGGCCAUCUAUGAACGCCUGUUCUGCUGGAUUGUGAGUCGUAUUAAUGAUGUGAUUGAUGUAAAAAAACAAGAUGCAGCUGUUCAUGGGAAAAACACUGUUAUUGGGGUGCUGGACAUAUAUGGAUUUGAGAUCUUUGACAAUAACAGCUUUGAACAAUUCUGCAUUAAUUAUUGUAAUGAGAAACUACAACAGCUGUUCAUUCAACUUGUCUUGACCCAAGAGCAAGAGGAAUAUCAGAGAGAGGGAAUUCCCUGGAAACAUAUAGAUUAUUUUAAUAACCAGAUCAUCGUGGAUCUUGUUGAACAGCAACAUCGUGGGAUCAUUGCGCUGUUGGAUGAUGCCUGCAUGAAUGUGGGGAAAGUGACAGAUCCCAUGUUCCUGGAUGCACUAAACAAGCAGCUGGGGAAACAUGCUCACUACUCCAGCAGGAAGGUCUGUCAAACAGAUAAAGCUCUGGAAUUUGACAGAGAUUUCCGGAUUCGUCAUUACGCUGGAGAUGUUCUUUACUCAGUUGUGGGAUUUAUUGAUAAGAAUAAAGAUACAUUAUUCCAGGACUUCAAGAGACUGAUGUAUAACAGCUCCAACCCUGUGCUGAAGAAUAUGUGGCCUGAGGGGAAGCUGAGUAUCACAGAAGUCACCAAACGCCCACUGACUGCAGCCACACUCUUCAAAAACUCCAUGAUAGCCCUUGUGGACAAGCUGGCAUCUAAGGAGCCCUAUUAUGUCCGCUGCAUUAAACCAAACGACAAGAAAUCGCCUUCUCUGUUUGAUGAUGAACGCUGCCGCCACCAAGUGGAGUAUUUGGGUUUACUGGAAAAUGUCCGUGUCCGGCGAGCAGGUUUCGCAUAUCGGCAGGUGUAUGAGCGAUUUCUACACAGGUACAAGAUGAUAUCCCAGUUGACCUGGCCUAACCAUGACUUGCCAUCAGACCGAGCUGCAGUGCAGAAACUCAUGGAGCAGUGUGGCUAUCACCAGGAUGCUGCCUAUGGCAAAACCAAGGUUUUCAUCCGCACCCCACGCACCCUAUUCUCCCUGGAGGAGAAGCGGAGUGAGAUGCUGAUAAGAAUCAUUCUCUUCCUGCAGAAGAUUUGGAGAGGCACAUUGGCCCGCUGGAGAUACAAGAGGAUAAAGGCAGUCCGCACAAUUAUGCGCCAUUAUAGGCACUACAAAGUGAAGUCUUACAUCCAUGACGUGGUCCGCAAAUUCAAUGGAGUACGAAACAGCAGGGAUUAUGGGAAGAACGUAAAAUGGCCAUCACCUCCUAAAGUGCUCCGUCGGUUUCAGGAAUUUCUUCAGAGCAUCUUCCAUAGGUGGAGAGCAUACCAACUAAUAAAGAGCAUCCCUCCUGCUGACAUACCAAAAGUCAAGGUUAAAGUGGCUGCUUUUGAGAAUCUUAAAGGCCACCGAGCUGACAUGGGUCUUCAGAGGAGCUGGGAAGGAAGCUACCUAGCAUUGAAACAGGAGAACAGCCAGGAUUCAGGAUUGUUUGUAUCUCGUGCCAAUGAGCUGCAGCGAAAAGACAAGUUCAUGCAGUCUCUCUUCUCCUGUCACGUGCGCAAGGUAAACCGAUUUAACAAAGUAGAAGAUCGCGCCAUCUUUAUAACAGACCGACAUCUGUAUAAAAUGGAUCCCAGCAAGCAGUAUAAAGUAAUGAGCAGUACUCCACUCUAUAAUGUAUCUGGCAUCAGCGUGACUGAUGGGAAAGACCAGCUGAUUGUUUUUCACACGAAGGACCACAAAGAUCUUAUUGUGUGUCUGCGGUUUGCUGGGCAGUCCCCACAAGAGAGCCAUGUGGGGGAACUUGUCGGGGUGUUAGCCAACCAUUUUAAGAGUGAGAAGAGACGCUUCCAGGUCACAGUGUCACACCCUGUUCAGUGCAGUCAGCACGGCAAGUCCUGCUCCAUUACCGUGGAAACCAAGAUCAACCAAUCACAGCCUCACUUCAGCAAGAGCCGGAACGGCUUUAAUUUAAGCGUGCCAGCCAAUUAACUUGUGUGUGCCUUAACCAUACAGCGAUACUGAGUACCUCAGCACUAUGCCUUUAAAAAGACAACCAAAUACCCAGGUGUACUUUGUGGGGACUGGUUCCCCAAAAUUAUCUUAAGCCCUUGAGUGGGUUACAUUUAAUUCAUACAACUUUGCUACAUAAUUUUAUCCCAGGUUUUCUAGCCUCUAACUGCCUUUUAGAAUGAACUAUAAAAUUGUGUUAUCAAUUUGACUGAUAAUAAAAAAGUAUAUAAUUUUAUAUACAUUCAUCUGUAAAA
This is a messenger RNA of Pseudophryne corroboree (corroboree frog), 3639 nucleotides long. It is a transcript of the gene MYO1D, whose product is annotated as myosin ID. The record is from RefSeq and is a predicted model, not a curated record. Lineage: Eukaryota; Metazoa; Chordata; Amphibia; Anura; Myobatrachidae. The coding region runs from base 341 to 3364 and encodes 1007 amino acids. Gene Ontology annotation, cellular component: plasma membrane; actin cytoskeleton; microvillus. Gene Ontology annotation, molecular function: actin filament binding; microfilament motor activity; ATP binding. The transcript is spliced from 24 exons. Gene Ontology annotation, biological process: actin filament organization; vesicle transport along actin filament.